UAGUCGACUGGACGAACGUAUAUUUUUUGUUUUGUUGUUUAAUCACACAGGAGCAAUUAUUCGCAUGAUCAUUAUUAUAAUAAUUAUUAUUAUUAUUGCUCAAUUAAUUUCAAUUGAUCCUGAUGGAUGUGCGUCGAAGUAUGGAGUCAGACAGCGUCGUCGAGAUGAGUGCGCUCGGUCGGUCCGCGCAGCUGGGUGACCUCUACGAUAUUCGAAGGGACAGGUUCUGUAUUUCGCGUGCGGGAGGUGGCAGGCUAUCGCUCGCCACGUGUCCGAACGUGCUUCCUCGCGGCCUGUUCCGAUCCCGUCCGUCGAUCGACGUGUCGCACACCUUCAUUUCCGAUGACGACAACAGAAAUAAUUCGUUGGAGACACGAUUCUCGAUCUUGGCCGUCCAUCCGGCUCAACUAAAGCUGAGCAUCUUAGCCGGUCUCUUCGAGCCCGAGGCGUUUGCCGAGUGCCUUCAAGAUGUGGAAAGUAGAGAUGGACCGAUGAGCACCUCUGCUGCGCAAGCAGCCCUCAAGGCGGCUCUCUUCUGCCAAGUCACUUCAAGCGAGCACCUGCUGGACUUCUCCUCCUUCCCCCAGAACCUAGACGCGCAGGGAUCCCGACAGCUACAGGGCAUGGAGACGGAGAUGGCGGCGCCCGCAACCCACGUGGUCAGCGGCAUAGUUUUCGGCGCCACCGUAGUCGCCUCCAUCCUCAGCCGUCCGCUGGCAAACUUUUCCCGCCAUCAACCAGGAGGACAGCAGCAGGUCGACGGAUCGAGCCCUGCUCUGGCCGCCGCGGUCCAGCGGCAGGCCAAGGCCCGGCUAGACGGCAAGCUGAUGGCUCUGGUGGCUGCGCUGAAGGCGCAGUCCCCGUCGGACGGAUGCCUGACAGCUGAGCACAGAUCCUGGCACCCCGGUGGCGGCGAGAGGGUCGGCGCCGGCUAUCGACGAGGUCUUAACGUCCAGCUGACGUCACUCGAGACUUCUCUUCACUCCUCCAUCUGCAGUCGGGACCAAGAUUGGGACACGCUCAGCAGCAGAAGCAGGAGGGACGUGUCGUCCACCGCGAUCCCGACUUCUUUGCCUCUGGAUGGCAAUCCCGUCAUCGCGGACAGCGGUGCGGGCGCCGCCGCCGGCGAGGAGAUUGUCGAUGACAUCACCAUUCGAGUAUUCUCGGACCUGGUUUGGGAGACAGGAGCCCGACCCAGCUCCCCCAGUCUCCCUGAGCUCAAGGCGCUCCUCGAGCGCGUCUCGCGAAUCCGCGGCUACAGUCGCGGUUUGGCCGUCCCGAUCGCCAUCCGCUUGACGCCCUUGGUGGACUUCAUACGUUGGCAUCAACAGCGGUUGUCCCCUGCCCCGCUGGAUGAGGCGAUGCAGCUGCUGCGCCGCCUCCCGCUCCCUCUGGUCCAUCCCGACGACAACUCCAUAUGCGAGACGGUGAGGUUAUUCCAGGAGAUGGAAGAUCUGCAGAAGGAUGUCGACGCCAUAUCCCGCGAGCUCGCCUUAGCCGUCAGAGCUCAUGGCGAGUCCGUCGUCAUCAAGCAAGAGAUCGACGUGUUUGAUCGCGAGCGGGGGAAAAUCAAGGCAGGCAAGGAAUACCUUCGGCGGUAUGUGGCCGAGGCCACGGUACAGAUUCGUUCCUGCCCGGCGACGCCGUCGAACCUGUUGACACGGGCACUGCACAAACUUCGAGAGAGGUGCGGCAUCCAAGAGCGGCGGGAACAAUUGGCGGGAGUUUUGCGCGCGAUCAAACAAGCGGCAGACCAUUUGACAUCGCUGAAACGCAACGGUGUCAGGUUCUACCGUGCUUAUAACGAGGAGCUGGCCAUCGGACAGAUUCUUGCUCAUCACAAGGGCCAAUCGGUUUACAUCUUCGUCCACGACUGCGUCCAGGGACGGGGCGAGUCAUGGGAACGGAACGUGAACCUUCUGAAUAGCCUUGUGAGCAUCGAAUGUGAGAGACUGAGGCUUAGGCAGCAGAGCAGGGGGCAGAGAGAACGUGGAGGAGGAGGAGGAGUGGGUGGUCCCCGCCGUCUUCCUAGCGGGUUAAAGCGCUCUGGCGCAGCUCCUACUGAUGCCACCGCCGUUGGUCCAGCCGGCGAGGGUUCUCGAUGCUUCUUCUACUUUCUGGAAGUGUCAGAUUCUUCUCCUGAAAGUUUCUUCUACGUCCAGGUGCCCGAAGAAACAGGCUCGGCAGCAGGGUCGUUCACAGGGUCAGCAGCAACGUCGUCGGCAAGCUCGAUAGCGACGCGGAUGACGGCCACCGAAGGCACGACGUCGAGGGACACCAUGUCCUCGGUCCACAGCAGUUGCCGCAGCGAUUGUGGACGUGGUGGCAGCACCAACAAUGGUCCCGUUGUUGGACCUAUAACGGCAGCAGAAGGAGGAGGGGAAGGAGGAGGAGGAGGAGGAGGAGGAGGUGCCGGUCGUCCGCAAACAACGAUUAAGUUUUUCAGCGCCGGCUGCCUACUUGUCGAUGACGUGGCAGCGCACAUGGCCCGCGUGGGGAGGCUGUGCAUCGUCAGGUCAAACGAGAUGGAACUCGAUCAUCAUGUGUCUUUCACGAGCAAUGUGGACCGCCCUGCCACGACCGCAUUUGUUCGGACUAUAUGUCCAGGUUCGGACUCCAGGCGACGUCUUCCUACAGAAAGAGACCGGUUGUGCGAAGGAUGCGCCAGAGACUGGUUCUGCGAAAGAUGCGCCGCUCAGAUGGAGUACUGCUCCGACGGCUACGUGUACUGCGAUUGCGGUCGGGCUCCCGUGCGGUCGCUGAGCUUCCUUUGUCGCGAUCCCAGACACACUACCAGCCAAUACGUCAGGUUUGACAGGCCGGAAGCUGACUUGGCAGAGCAAGUGGGCGCCGUGAUGUCCAACGACCAGGAAGUCAACAUUCUGUUGCUGGGAGAGAGCGGCGUCGGCAAAUCGACCUUCAUCAAUGGCUUCGCUAACUACCUCCGCCACCGGGCCAUGGACGACGCCGCGGAGGACCUCGUUGCCUUGAUACCUUCCAAAUUCACGUGGUGUGAGGACAGCGACAACUUCAGAAGCUUGGAGGUGACUGUGGGCGAGCGGCAGGACGGCGGCAAUGAGGCGGCGGCAACGGGCCGAGGCGACUCCUCCACGCAAUCUUGCAAGGCGUACGUGUUUGGCUAUGGCGAUUACAAGGUGCGUCUGAUAGACACGCAGGGAAUCGGCGACACAAGAGGGAUCGAGAGAGACAGGAUCAACUUCGACAACCUGCUGCGGUUUCUACGGUGUCAUCGGAGCCUCCAUGGCAUCUGCAUCCUCCUGAAGCCCAACUGCUCGCGGCUGAACGUGAUGUUCCGCUUCUGUGUCAUGGAGCUGCUGUCCCAUCUCCACAGCAGUGCCAAGGGCAACAUCGCCUUCGUCUUCACCAACGCCCGGUCCACCUUUUACAAGCCAGGCGAGACCAUGCCCGUGCUGACGGAGAUGCUGGGCAACAUCCGCAAGUCCCCUCCUCACGUGGACAUCCAGGUCGAUCGCUCGACCAUGUACUGCCUCGACAGCGAUUCCUUCCGCUUCCUAGCUGCACUCAAGCAUGGGGUGCGGUUCACAGACAAAGACCUGAAGGAUUACCGUAAGAGCUGGGAGAUAUCUUCGGCAGAGUGCCAUCGCCUCAUGGACUUCAUCUUGCGUCGUCAUCCACACAAGGUGCAGGACACGGUGGCGCUCAACCAAGCCCGCCGUCGCGUGCUGCAGCUGGCCGAGCCGCUGGGAGAGAUCAACGGCCAGCUGCAGCUUCACCUGAAGCUCAUGGCCGCCAAGAGGAUGGAGAUCCAGUCCACGACGACGAAGCUCUCCGACAUGAAAAACAAGCCGCGGCAGCAGUUUGCCUACGUGGAUCACCAGGAUGCUCGGGAGCCGAUGAUCGUCUGCACUAGCCCCGGCUGCACAGACACCAUCAUGCUCGAUGGACAGGCACAGUAUCAUUAUCGUACGAUCUGCCACGUGCCGUGUCAUGAGAGUACUGGCAGCUUCGACGUGGUCAGCGAGCAGGGCCUGCGAUCUUGCUCGGUGAUGAGGUCGGACGCCACGUGUGGACAGUGUUACUGCAAAUGGACAGCACACAUGCGCACCACAAAAAUGACAAGUGUAGUCAACGGCUUCAGAGAGGACCCUGCCGUCCAGGCCUCCAUCGCUUCCGUCGAACAAACCGAGUCCCAAUUGAAGCAGCAGCUGAGCGAGCUGCAAGAGAGGGCCAAAGAGCUGGAUCAGGAGAGAAGAGAUGUGUCGACGGCCAGCAGGCAGUUCGCUGUGUUCCUGGGACGCCAUGCCAUCCUGCCGUACAACGACGCGCUCUUGGAGUACUUGAGUCAUCUCAUCCACCAGGCGAAGAGCGAUGAUCAAUCCGGAUAUGGAGAGGCGGAGGAGAAACAGGAGGACCAUAGCGAUGCAGUGGAACGACUGCAGCGGCUGCAGCAGCUGGAGGAGACAUACGAGAACGAAGCAAGGAUCCUCUCCGACGCAUUAACAGCCACCAAUAGCUCCGACUUGAUGGACGAUGCAAUGCUCUCUGCAGAGGGUAGCCAGCGCCUCUUGGAGAGGCUGUAUCGGCUUCGAAUCAACGGACAGAGGAUCAGCAGGGCGGUGGCGGAGUCGGAAGAGAGAGCCCUCGACCGCGACUUCAGCUCCGGCAUGUUGCCUCGUUGGAGGCUUCAGCACGGAUAGGGCUGCGACGGGGUUCCCCCUGAAACUAUAAUGAACUUAAUGAAGUACU
Molecule: messenger RNA, 4728 nt
Organism: Chara braunii
Lineage: Eukaryota; Viridiplantae; Streptophyta; Charophyceae; Charales; Characeae
Source: the annotation of a GenBank genome assembly